This is a messenger RNA of Melitaea cinxia (Glanville fritillary), 1178 nucleotides long. RefSeq names its product NADH dehydrogenase [ubiquinone] 1 alpha subcomplex assembly factor 3. The transcript is spliced from 6 exons. Gene Ontology annotation, biological process: mitochondrial respiratory chain complex I assembly. NCBI's taxonomy places the organism in Eukaryota, Metazoa, Arthropoda, Insecta, Lepidoptera, Nymphalidae. Gene Ontology annotation, cellular component: mitochondrial inner membrane. Bases 121 to 678 code for a protein of 185 amino acids. The record is from RefSeq and is a predicted model, not a curated record.
AAAAGUUCUUACAAAUGUCAAUAUGACUCGGUGUAUGAAUCUGUUUUAAACUUUUUUUUAAAUAAAAGUUCAUAAUAUUUGAACAAAAUAGUACGUAAUUGAAAGUAUUUAUUACUGAAAAUGAUUAUCAGUAGACUGCGACAAGUGGGGACUAAGUUAAAAAGAAAUCCAUUUGUUUUAAGUGUUCGUAAUAAGGCAGCUUACGAAGGUGAGGGCAAAACAACGGUGAGGAUAAUAAACCAGGAGCAGGAGCUCGGGCUCAUGAUAGACUCAUUCUCUACUGUUGGUUUUAGGUUAAACAAUGGAAUCACAGUGCUCGGCCCCAUCGCUAUAUUCCCUCGAACGAUACUGUCAUGGCAGGUUCGCACUUCAAAUGAGAUCAACGCGUCUGCGCUCGGGCUCUUUAAACUGCUCGAGCCUAAAGUUGAUUUGUUGAUAAUGGGCUUAGAAACAAAUGAGAGGAGUGUGGUGGACUCGGUGUUCAGAGCGUCCAGAGAGGUCAAGAUCAAUAUAGAGAUCCUAUCCACAGAGCACGCUUGCGCCACCUUUAACUUUCUGAAUGCUGAGGGCAGGUCAGUAGCUGGCGCCAUUAUUCCGCCCCUACACAUUGAAGUGAACGAGGACGACAUGCUACAGUCCAAGCUGCACUACCAGAACAUAUAUGAGAAAAAUAUAUAAUUAACCAAACAUGGCUGUUUACCUAAUUACUAUCCGCAGUAUUUAGAAAACGAUUCGUUUUGGUAACAACCAUCGGUUGUUCGUUCGUUAGUAAAAUGAAUCAUUUGCAUCGACUCCCACUUUUGAGUCACGUUAAGUCACUUUCUGUGCCCCCUUAAUGAAUAAUACAUCAUGAAACCUAAACCUUUCCUUAAUAAAUGAUUUCUUUCCCUUGUCAAGCUCACUCCUAUUUGCAAAGUUAUUUAACGGAAAACCCUUAUCAGCCAAAAAAAUUAGAGAUUUUUGCCCAAAACAAACCGGUUUUUUUUUCCAUAUAGGCGUUAAUCUGUGUAAAAUUUUCCCGCCUAAACUGCUUUUUGAAAUGUCAAAGUAUAAACAGAUAAAAAAAAUGUUUACGGAGGUUGAAAUAAGUUUAUUGCAGUUUUCUGUUCGUUGUUAAUUAUUUUGAUACGCUGUGUAAAUAUUAGAAAUAGUGAAAUAUAGAAUAUUAUAAACAUUAA